This is a messenger RNA of Metarhizium robertsii ARSEF 23, 507 nucleotides long. Its product is annotated as alpha-fucosidase. The transcript is spliced from 2 exons. The coding region runs from base 1 to 507 and encodes 168 amino acids. NCBI's taxonomy places the organism in Eukaryota, Fungi, Ascomycota, Sordariomycetes, Hypocreales, Clavicipitaceae. The record is from RefSeq and is a predicted model, not a curated record.
AUGACAACAGCCCCCAACAAGUGCAGGCGCAACACCAGCGAUGCCUUUGUAUCAGCCUCGUCAAGCCAGGAGCACGACUCGCAACAACGCCCAGCGAAGGCACCGAAGGCACCGAGUCGUGGCCAGCCAGAAAAAGAUUGUGGCAGCACCGCUGUCCCAUGGAUCAUCGACUUCCUAGGCGUCGACGCGCGCUUCCUGGCUAUAUUCACAAAGCUCGCUUACCCCAGGCUGCUCGAAGAGAUGGACAGCUCUUAUCACUUCAAGGGCAGGCCAGAAGACGGUGUAGCUAUGUGUCUUGGCAUCACAUCAGCCCUCGUCUAUCUCCAUGACACAAUGCGGAUUCGCCAUGGCCACAUCUCGGCAAGGACAAUCCUUUGGGGAGGGGAUCGGCCCGUUCUUGUGUAUUCCAAGGUCGAUGCGAAAGAAAAUCCUGGAUAUGACCCUCCCGAGUCCAUCUCAGGCCUGUUACAUCCAAGGGCUGAUUCCACCACCCGAAAUGGAGAAUGA